CCACACUCUUAAAUCUCUCCCCUCUGUACCACCCCUGUUGCACGGAUAUAAGUAACCCCCACAGAGAGAGAGAGAGAGAGAGAGAGGAAAGAACAGAGGAGGGCUUUUCGCAGUUUGGCCUUUGUGCGAACGAUGAUGAGGCAGGGAUUGGAGGGAGUGGGCGCCCUGUUCUUGUGCGUGUGGGUCGCUGUUCUCGCCGCCAUUGCAAGAGCUGAUGACCCGUACAGGUUCUUCACUUGGAAUGUGACUUACGGAGACAUAUACCCACUCGGCGUUCGCCAACAGGGCAUACUCAUCAAUGGACAGUUCCCGGGUCCCGACAUCUACUCCGUCACCAAUGACAACCUCAUCAUCAAUGUCAUCAACAGCCUCAGCGACCCUUUUCUCCUCUCAUGGAAUGGAAUCCAACAGAGGAGAAACUCCUAUGAGGAUGGAGUCUAUGGAACCACAUGCCCCAUCCCUCCGGGCAAGAACUUCACCUACAUCCUUCAGGUCAAGGACCAGAUUGGAAGCUUCUAUUAUUUCCCCUCCCUCUCCUUCCACAAGGCCGCCGGCGGGUUCGGCGGCAUCAGGAUCCUCAGCCGGCCGAUGAUACCGGUCCCGUUCCCGCCCCCUGCCGGCGACUACACCGUCCUCAUUGGAGAUUGGUACAAGGCCAAUCACACGGCUUUGAAGGCCACUCUUGACAAUGGUAGCAUGCUGCCGGUCCCUGACGGUAUUCUCAUCAAUGGCCGCGGAAGCGGAGCUUCUUUCACUGUGGAACAAGGAAAGACCUACAGGCUUAGGAUAUCGAACGUGGGGUUGAUGGAUUCCCUCAACUUCCGCAUCCAAGGCCACAAAAUGGUGCUCGUCGAGGUAGAGGGAACACACACUGUUCAAAACACUUACUCGUCGGUCGAUGUGCAUGUUGGCCAAUCGCUAUCAGUUCUUGUAACGGCUGACCAGCCUGCUCAAGACUAUUAUAUAGUGGUCUCCUCUCGCUUCACCUCCCAAGUUUUGACCACAACAGGCGUCCUCCAUUACAGCAACUCCGCUGGCCCCGUCUCAGGUCCUAUUCCUGGUGGUCCAACCACCGAGAUUGACUGGUCCCUGAACCAGGCACGCUCUAUCCGGACGAAUCUUACGGCUAGUGGACCGAGGCCGAACCCGCAGGGUUCAUACCACUAUGGCAUGAUCAACACGACAAGAACCAUCAGGAUUGCCAAUUCUGCUGGUCUUAUCAAUGGGAAACAGAGAUACGCGGUCAACAGCGUGUCCUUCGUCCCAGCAGAUACUCCUCUAAAGCUCGCUGACUACUUCAACAUCGGUGGAGUUUUUCGUGUCGGGAGCAUCCCUGACCAACCUACGGGUGGUGGGAUAUACCCCGACACGUCGGUCAUGGGAGCUGACUAUAGAGCCUAUAUCGAGAUCGUCUUUGAAAACAAUGAGGACAUCCUACAAAGCUGGCACCUCGAUGGCUACUCUUUCUUUGUUGUCGGUAUGGACGGAGGGCAAUGGACGCCGGCCAGCAGGAAUCAGUACAAUCUUCGAGAUGGAGUCGCUCGUUGCACCAUUCAGGUGUACCCCAAGUCCUGGUCAGCGAUUUAUAUUCCGCUCGACAAUGUCGGAAUGUGGAACCUGCGGUCGGAGUCCUGGGCGAGACAGUACCUCGGGCAGCAAUUCUAUCUGCGAGUUUACACCACUUCGACUUCACUGAGGGAUGAAUACCCGAUUCCUAAGAACGCCCUUCUGUGUGGUAGGGCGAGCGGGCGGCACACUCGACCCCUUUGAAGCAGCAUAAUAUGUCGGCAACAUUUCGGCUGGAAUAAAACUUUUCCCGCUUGAAUGUAUGAACAGCAGAGUUUCAUUUGUAUUCCAUCAUUCUUGGGUAUCAUUCAUUAGGGACGAUAGAUCAUUCUGAGCUCCGGGACGACCUCAUCUCGAGGUCGCAUUCUUUCUCGCGGCGGAAUCGGUUUUU
This is a messenger RNA of Rhodamnia argentea, 1957 nucleotides long. Its product is annotated as L-ascorbate oxidase homolog. Gene Ontology annotation, molecular function: oxidoreductase activity; copper ion binding. The transcript has 8 exons. Bases 133 to 1770 code for a protein of 545 amino acids. NCBI's taxonomy places the organism in Eukaryota, Viridiplantae, Streptophyta, Magnoliopsida, Myrtales, Myrtaceae. The record is from RefSeq and is a predicted model, not a curated record.